AAGUCUGGCAAACCAUAUGUAGAAGAGAGUGCAUUUGAAGCACUGGAAAAAGACUUCCAAGAUGUCAUCAAUCUACUUAAGGGAGAUAAAACUCUGGAAAAAUUCCGAAUAGAGUAUGAGAAGCUCCAUGCUGUUAUGAAGAAGUCUCAUGAAAAUGAAAAGCGUCUCAUGGAGAAAUGCAGGGAGCUGAAUGCUGAGCUUGUGGUGAAUUCAUCUAAAGUAGCUGCACUCACAGAACUCUCUAAAGAUGAUCGGGGAACUAUAUCGUCAUUGAAGACGGAGAUUGAAAAGGCCUGGAAAAUGGUGGAUACAGCCUAUGAAAAGGAACAGAAAGCGAAAGAAACGAUUAAUUCACUGCAAGAGGAAGUUGCACGCCUAACUAAAUUAGUGGAGCAAGGAUCCAGACUAUCCCAGGGACAGGAGUACAGUAUCCAGGAUUUGCUAAAACUUAAAGAAGAGAUAACAAAGGAGCGAGACCAACUCUUGUCAGAGGUUGUGAAGUUACGUCAAAGUCUAACUCAAGCCACAGAGCAGCAGCAGGAUGCCGAGAGGGCAAAAAACGAGGCAGAUCAAUCUGUUAUGCAGCUUCAGCAAGAAAUCCAGCUGCAUCAGAAUGAGGCAUCACGAGAGGCUCGAAAGAAGGAAAAAAUGGAGAAGGAGCUGAAAAAUCUUCUAGCUGAAAUGGAUAACAAGCAAGCUGAGAUCAAGAAUUUACAGCAACAUAUACAGAGGAGCAAAGAGGAACAACUGAAAAUGGAACAGCAUCUAAAAGAGCAGAAGAUCUUGAAUGAAAGAGCUGGUAAGGAACUUGAGCAAUCUCAGAUGAGAAAUAAUAAGCUCAUGCAAGAGAGCGAGCAGCAUAAUGUGAUGUUUGAAGAGGUGAUGCAGGAUAUCCAGCAAAAGACAGCAGAACUGAAAGCCAGAGAGGAUGAAUUGACUCAGACGCGCCUUGAAAUUUCAAAGCUGAACAAAGUAAGAGAUGUUCUCCAGAAUAAGCUGCGUGUUGCAGAGGAGCAAAAAGUUGAUGCAGAACAUGAGAGGAACACCCUAAAAAAUCAAAUAUCUAGACUGGAGAGAGAGUUGGAGGCUGCCAAAAAGCAGGUGGAGAUUGACAAGAAAGCUAUAGAUGAGCUUGUGAGGGAAAGGGAUAUGCUAAGCAAGAACUUGGUCAAGGCUACCAGUGCCACUCAGAAGCAGAUAAAUUUGGUGAAGCUCCAUGAACAGUCAAAGAAGAACUUGGAAGAAGAAAUCCAAAAUUAUAAGAACGAAGCUCAGAAACAAAGGAAGAUUAUUUAUCAGUUGGAGAAGGAGAGAGAUUGUUUCAUCAAUGAAACCAGUGAGCUCAAACAGAAGGUCCUCCAGCACCUGAAAGAUGUUGAAAUACAGGAAAUGCAGAUCUGUGACUAUGAGAAGAAAGUAGCAGAGUCUACAAUUAAAUUAAAACAGCAACAAACCCGCUGUGAAGCUGUGAGAACAGAGAGGAACCUGUACAGUAAAAAUCUGAUUGAAGCUAAG
Phaethon lepturus (White-tailed tropicbird) is the source of this 1515-nucleotide messenger RNA. It is a transcript of the gene CFAP58, whose product is annotated as cilia and flagella associated protein 58. The record is from RefSeq and is a predicted model, not a curated record. The annotation marks the transcript as partial. The transcript has 9 exons. Gene Ontology annotation, cellular component: cytoskeleton. Lineage: Eukaryota; Metazoa; Chordata; Aves; Phaethontiformes; Phaethontidae.